GGCGGAAGGAGACGCCGGCCCGAGUGGGCGGCGGGCGGCCGGGGCGCAGGGUGGGCCGGUGCUCGGCUGACCUCUCUGGCCUUGGGCUGCGACAGACUCGAGCCUCGCGGACGCCGGGCCUCCUUCGCUGCGAUGGCGGCGCGCGCCCCGCGUCCCGACCCGUACGGCGCGCUGGGCGCGGGGCCCUCGGCGGGCGCGGCCGAGCUGCGGCGGCGCUACCGGCGGCUCGUGCGCACGUAUCAUCCAGACAGACAGAGUGCAGAUGCACCAGCAGAAGCGGUGGAGGAGUGUGUGCGCAAGUUCAUCGAGAUUGAUCAGGCUUGGAAAAUUCUAGGCCAUGAAGAGACCAAGAAGGAGUACGACCUGCUGCGGCUCGAAGAUGAUCUAAGAAAUUUGGGACCAGUAGAUGCUCAAGUAUAUCUUGAAGAAAUGACUUGGAAUGAAGAUGAUCACUGUUUUUCUCUGAGUUGCCGAUGUGGUGGAAAAUACCGUGUUUCCAAGGACGAAGCAGAAGAAGUCACCCUGAUCUCUUGUGAUACCUGCUCACUAAUUGUAGAACUCCUUCCUCGCAGCUGAAAUGGUUUAGUAAAUGGAAGCCUUUAACUGUGUGUUCACGCCAGCUUUGUCCUUUCAAGCAAAGGUGCACAGCUGAUAAAGAAGUAGGAUUCCUUUUUUGUCAGCUCUGUUAUUUGCACAGAAAAUAUAAGAUUGUUGAGUGAACGCCACCCCAGACUAAUAGAAAAUUAAUUUAGUUAUUUAUAAUUUGUAUUUACCAAUCACCAAAUAAAGGGAUUUGGAUUAUAAAUUAUAUUUAGUGAAUUCCCAUCUGAGAACUCUGUUAUUGGUUUGUUUUCUCCUUCGUACAAAAUAAGAAUUUUCCUUUUCUACAAAUAA
Molecule: messenger RNA, 894 nt
Organism: Equus caballus (horse)
Lineage: Eukaryota; Metazoa; Chordata; Mammalia; Perissodactyla; Equidae
Gene: DNAJC24
Product: DnaJ heat shock protein family (Hsp40) member C24
Biological process (GO): positive regulation of ATP-dependent activity
Molecular function (GO): ferrous iron binding; ATPase activator activity
Source: RefSeq, a predicted model, not a curated record